This is a messenger RNA of Scylla paramamosain (green mud crab), 5645 nucleotides long. RefSeq names its product integrator complex subunit 4-like (gene IntS4). NCBI's taxonomy places the organism in Eukaryota, Metazoa, Arthropoda, Malacostraca, Decapoda, Portunidae. Gene Ontology annotation, biological process: snRNA processing. Bases 99 to 2963 code for a protein of 954 amino acids. Gene Ontology annotation, cellular component: integrator complex. The transcript has 13 exons. The record is from RefSeq and is a predicted model, not a curated record.
UUGGAUCCUGUUCUUUGGCGUGUUGGAGUCGUCUAUAGUGUAGUAAAAUUUGCUUUGGUGUCUAGCGGUGGACGUAAAAUUACUUGUGAUUAAAGUCCAUGGCAGCGUUAUUAAAGAAGAGAGCGCUGGCAGAAUACUGCCAAACUCAAACCUUAGUGGAAGAUGGCCCCAAACCAGCUCCAACCAAACGGCUUCAUCUGGUUCGCCGAAGUAAGACGGUGGACCACAGUGAAUUCAUCACCUCAUCUUUGGACACUACAGACCCCCAACAGCUCCUCCCUGCCCUUGUCAGUCUUCACAGUUCCCUACCAUUAGCUGGUGACUCACAAAUUGAGGUGGUGCAGGAGCUGAUGAAGCUGCUCCUCAAUGACACUCUUCCACCUUUCAUUACCACUAAGGUGCUUGCCCUCCUUGCCAACAUCAUCACUAGCCAUGCACAAGCUCAGCCUGUGUUUGAAGAAGUGAUGAGGGUAGCUCAGAGAACCAAGUCAAAAAAGGUGCUUGCCCAAGUGAUUCACUCUGCAUGUGCAUUGUCUCAGUGCAUUCCUCCUGAUCCUAAACUUCAAGACCAGGUGAUCCAGUUGGCACUCUCCCACAUUACCACCACCAAGUUCAUAAUAUUGGUACGCUCUCUUGAAGCAGUGGGAACCUUGUGUCCAGGAGAGGCAGGACGUGUCCAGUCAUCAAUCAUGAAUACUCUCAUUGAGCAUACAUCCCACCAGGACAAUAGAGUCAGAACGGCUGCCUUUAAUGCUCUUAUGGUUGUGCAAGAGAAGGGAGUGAAGCUGCCAGCAGAAGUGUAUGAUAGUGCUUGCAAAGCUCUUGGUGAUGAUUACCAGUGUGUGCGAGCAGCUGCACUUUUCUUAAUCAAGGUGGCUGCUGAGAGUGAUCCUGAGCGUUUGGUGCCCAUUCCUGAUAGUGACCUUCACAUGCGGUUGGUGGAUCAUGCCUUUUCUCAGAUAUGUAAUGUUGUUAAUGAUAUCAAUGUAAGAGUGAGAACUCAAGCAGCCUCUCUCCUUGGCUCCAUGUCUGGAAUAUCAGAGAAGUUCCUGCAGCAAACACUGGACAAGAAGCUAAUGUCCAAUAUGAGGAGGAAGCCAUCAGCUCAUGAGCGAGCAUUGGCAAUGCUAUCAUCUGGUGAGUGGUCAUCAGGAAAGCGUUGGGCAGACGAUGCACCAAAAGAACAUGUUGAAGCUGACUCAGUCUCCAUUAUCAACACUGGUUCUUGUGGGGCCAAUGUUCAUGGUCUAGAAGAUGAGUUUUUGGAGGUUCGUAAUGCAGCCCUUGAUGCAAUAUGCUCCUUGGCCCUGAAUAAUGCACAGUUUGCCAACCAGUCAUUGGACUUUCUGGUUGAUAUGUUUAAUGAUGAAAUUGAGGAAGUUCGUCUCAAAGCCAUCCAGGUGCUUCAGCAGAUAGCUGGUCACAUUAUCCUACGAGCUGACCAGCUGGAGGAGAUUCUGCAUGCCCUCAAGGAUGCAUCAUUGGAUAUUCGUGAGUCUCUGCACACCUUUCUUGGCACCACUGUGCUCUCCACUAUCUCCUCUGUCAAGAUUUGUGUUUCCAGCCUCCUAGAUAAUCUCCGCAGAUACCCUCAGGAUCGUCGUAGCAUCCAUCGAUGUCUACGACAUGUUGGACAAAAUCAUCCUAUCCAUGUGCAAGCCCUUGUCUCUCAGUUAUUGGCUGUGCAUCCAUAUUUUGAUGGUGUUGAGCCCAGUGUCCAAGAUGGAGAAUAUAUUUGCAAGCUGAUCUUGGUCCUGAAUGCAGCAGUGCAAUGCCCCACCAUCCUGCCUCUUUUGGAGCAGCACACCAUCCGCCACUAUGCAUACCUGCGAGACACCAUGCCUCAGCUGGUGCCAGUACUCAAGCUCGGUGAAGACCGGCAGCCAUCAAGAGAAGUAGUGUCAACAAAUACAUUACGUUUUCUGAGGGAGUCCAUGCAGAGAGUCAGCUCUGUGGACCAAUCUUCAACCAAGAUGCGCAUGACCAUCUAUCAGACAGUUCAUUCUGACUUGGUUAAACUUGCUGAUAUUGAUCCAGCUCUCUCUCCUGCUGCACAUUUUGCUGCAUUGUAUACACAGUGUAUGCUUUUGUUCACAAAAAUUUUGUCUACAAGGAACUGGCUGACUCCAUCCUCAUUGUCACUGCAACAAAGUGGAGCCCUCAAGAGUAAUGUAGAUCAGCUGCUAAAACAUACAUUUCGACUCCGUCAUGCCUUUACAAAUUUGAGUCCUGCAGAGGAAGCUAGCAUUAGAAAUCUCAGAGUUCGCACACUUGCACUGCAGUUAGUGUAUGUAGUUCAUGGCUCAACAGGCUCAGCACUUGGUCUGUGUGAUAACUUCUUAGAGCACACCGAAGCACUUCAUAGAUACCUCACUGAUGAAAAGUUAAGUGCAGACUCAUUCUUAGAGGCAGUGUUUGCAGAACUCAGUCAACUGGAGGAGCCACGUCCAGGAGCUGUUGCACGCAUACUGCAGCCACUUCUCCUAACCUAUCCUGUACCUGCUCUGGGUCCUAUUACCAAUCCUGCCCAAGUUCACAUGUGCUCAGCAGAAAUUAUUGAACCACAACCAGACAGUGAAACUAUCCAUAAGCUUAGUGCAGGAUUAGUAGUGGGUGUACAUCUUGAUUCAGAAAUAUCUCACAUCCCUGAUCCGUCAACUUUGCGGAUACGAGUGGCUUACCCUGAUCAUUCCACGCACCUCAUAGUUCCUCCCAGAAACCAUCUUCGUCUAGUGUCUCCUGGAACUUAUCGUCUACUUACAACAGUUUUAAUCUCCGCACAAGUAUCAUGGUCUGAGGCUUGUCAUGUGGGGUUGUCUUUAGUGUUAGAUCUAAGUGACCAAGAGGUUCUUGCUGCUCGAAGACAUUCAGUUGCCAAAGCUGAUGAUUCUGCCACAAUAAUCCAGCUUGUCAAGCCAGUUAAAGUUUUAGUUUGGCCAAAAUCCAUCAGAAAAGGUAUCUGAAACAAUUAUUUUGAAAUAUAUAUAUAUAUAUAUAUAUAUAUAUAUAUAUAUAUAUAUAUAUAUAUAUAUAUAUAUAUAUAUAUAUAUAUAUAUAUAUAUAUAUAUAUAUCUCCAGAAGGAACUAUUCCAACAAUUUUUUUGCACCUGAGACUUAUUGCAUAUCACCAUUGUUUUAGUUCAGACAAUUUUUGUCAGUUCCUGUGUCCAUUGAUUCCACUUGAUCAUUUAUACAAUAUAGAUUUGACAUUGAAAAAAUUAUUAUGUACAGGUAGUCUCCUACUGACAAACAUCUGAGUUAUAAAUUUUUGCUACAUACAAACCAAAUUGUCCAAGCUCAGAAUUAAUGUUUUAAGGAUAAUUUAUGUCUGCCAAGCAACAGCAGUAGGACAGGAGACUUGGGAGACAGUAUUGUACUGUAAUGUGUACCCACACAUAUUAGAACAUGUAUUGUGUGCUCCCUUUUUUUUUUUUUUUUUUUUUUUUUUUUUUCCUCUUAAUCAUUCAAACAUGUAAGGUAAGAGUAGUGGUGGUGACCCAUCCCUUCCUGUAGUCAAUACACCAUCAUCUCCUGUUUCUGAUACACCACUAUCAUACCCAUCUCUUGUUUCUGAUAUUCCACUAUCACCUACUGGAUUCUGUUUCUGAUAUUCCACUAUCACCCAUUGCCUCCUUUAUUUCCAGUCAUCAAUUUGUCUCAUCUCACCAUAGAAAGGCAGUUCAUGUAUGCCAGCUGUCUCCUUUUGAAGGUAAGAUUAAAGUUCUUAUUUUUGUUACUAUUAUAAACUUUACUUCAUGUACUUGAAGGUUGUUCAAAGCAGACUAAAACACAAAAAUGUUGUGUUUAUCAGUACAGUGGAACCUUGGUUUUUUAACUUAAUUUGUUCCUGAAUGCCAUUUAAAAUCUUAAAUGUUUGGAAACCAAAACUAUUUUCCCCAUAGGAGUCAAUGUAAAAUGGAUUAAUCCAUUCCUGGCCACCCUGUCUUAGUGGCUUACAAAACACUCCCACUGCCAAGAUGGCCACUCACAUUUCCAGGUCAGAAAUUAUUUAUUCAGAUAGGAUGUAGUGAAUUAAAUUAGUGACACAGAACUCAUCAGAUGUUGUUUAGACUAUGCAGAUAUUCUCUAUGUCAUCAGUCUAGUGAGGGAAGCCUUACAGAGUGAUACAGAGAGGAGCAAUACACUUACUGCCAAAAUAAAGGUGAUCAUCUUGCUGCUGAGAAAAGCUAUUGGGAAAAUGCAGUUGUGUAGUAGUGAUGACAUUGUGGGUCAUCAAGAGACAUUGGGAUUACUCCUGAGUCACCUGAAAAAUGUUUGUUUCAUUAAGGCUCUACAACAAGCUGACAUUUACCUCAUUUCAAAGACUGAAUUACUGUCUUAAUCAUUGUGUCUCUUCCAAAUACGUGAAAAUAGUGGAAAUACUUAUAGAAACUGUACAUUAGUAAUAAACAGCAGCUUUUGUCUCUUAAUAAUUGAAAUCAAGUAACUUUGUUUGAGAACCAAAUAAUGGUACGAUAACCAAAGCAAUUAUGAACUCAAAAUUUUGUUUGAAAACCAAUUUGUUCGAAAAGAGAGGUGUUCAAAAACAGGUUCCAUUGUAUGUCCAAAACUAGAACCAUCCACAACUAAAAUACAUGUUGCAAUACACACUAUAUUGUAGUACAAAUGAUGGACUUACAAACAAAUUGACUUACAAACAGGUUCUCAGAAUGGAACCUGUUCAUAAGUUUGGGACUGUCUGUACUGUAAAAUUUCCAUAAAAUGGCAUUCUGUAAGUCAGAAUUCCACCUGUGUUAGCAAGGCAACAAAAUAUUCAAUUAAAAAAAAAAACUGUCCAAAAAAGGUGAUUUCUGCAAAAUUUUUGUAAGAUGGCACUAUGCAGACUAAACCUGUAAAAAUAAAAAUAGAAAGUUAAGACCAAAUUUAGUAUAAUUCAUACAGCCCUUCUUGGCAUCAUGUUCUCAGAGCAAGGUGUAAGGGAAGGCUCUAAAGCAAUGGUUUCCAACCUGGGCUUCAUGCACCCCCAGUGGUACAUUUGAACUUUUCAAGGGGUAAAAUUGGUCUCAGAGAAUGACCACUACUGCACAAUACAUAGUGUAAUCUGCAGUCAGAUUGCACUUUUUUUUUUUUCCAAUUUUCUCAUUUUAGUAAAUAAACCUUUCAUCUAAAUUAUAUAAAGAGUAGGGUGAAUACCAUUUUAUUAUGGAACUAACCAUGUCCACAAUCUGUACUGGGCCUGAAAGGAUCAGGUACAGAAUGUAAUGAUCAACAUGGAUAAUAAUUAUUAUAAGAAAGAUAUGUAUGUGAUGGAUCAAAAUAAUUUGUAAAUUACUUGAGUUUAGUUUAUUGAUGUCACCUUUAAGAUUCCUAUGCAGUUUACACAUACAAAUUUCAUAAUAAAAUAAUAUAAAAAUAUUAUAAUUACAUCCUUUUAUUAUUAAUUUAUUUUUUGGAUACACGGGAGCCUACAAAAAUGCUCUAAAGAGAAGUGGAUGAAACUGAAGACCCUGGCCUGCAGGUGUUUCUUAAGAUUUUUAGAGAUCUUUCACUUAAGUCAAAAUUUUGAUGAGUCAAAAGCUAAACCCCUAUUAUGCCAUUUAUGGAGGUUUUGCUGCAUUUCCAUUCAUAUUUAGUAAUAUUUAUAUAAUGUUUGGGAAAGUUAUAUUAAAUUAUUUUACAAGAAA